ACACGGGCCUUUUAAAAGCAGACACUCUCUCACUCUCCCUUUAACCACUUCCAUAUUUGCUCUUGAAGCCCCUAAAGCUGAAACCUUGGACUGCACUUUCGAUCUUGGGAUGGCAUUAGUCUGUGGAGAAAGAUCAACUCUGAAUCCCAAUGCCCCACUCUUCAUCCCUGCUGCUUUCCGGCAAGUGGAGGAUUUCUCACCUGAAUGGUGGGAACUAGUGAAAACUUCGACAUGGUUUCGUGACUAUUGGCUAAGCCAGUAUGAGGAUGAGGAUUUUGAAGGCAAUGCUGAUGAUGAUUUCGAGGCUGAUGAUUACAUUGCAAAUAUGCUGCCAGAAGCUUUUGAUCUUGGCAUUGUUGAAGAGUUCCCUACCGUGGAAGCUCAGUCCGAAGAAAUGGUCCCGUUGUCUGUAGGUGAAAGAAAAACUGGAUUGGAUUACAUUAUAGAUAUGCUGCCAGAAGCUUUCUUUGAUCACAUUGUUGAAGAGUUCCUUACCUUGGAAGCUCAUUCUGAAAAAAUGGUCCCGUUGCCUGAAGGUGUUAAAAUGGAUGCUAAAGCUUUACUGAAGAACCUGAGUGUAUCCAGAAUUCCUAACGAAAGAGGUCCCAAGUCUCCAGUAAGGCCUGCAAAGUACCAACAGAAGCCAGCCAAGUAUGUGAGCCCCAAAUGCUCUCCCAGACAGAUUCAUCAGCCUCGCUGAAAAGGUUCUCACGAAAUAUCAGGUUGCGACUCUUGCAAUUGCGUUGAAAGAUUGUUCUUUCUUCAAGUUAUGUUUUAUACAUGGGUUGCAUGCAACUCUUCAGUAUCUCAUGUUGUAGUGCGUUUUCCUUCUGCCCAGUUGGACAGCUUGACUAAAACUGUGUAAAAAGAAUGGUUCAACUGUUGAGAAGUUUGUAAAUAUUUCGAACUUUCCAUCUUCCUUGUGUUUAGUACUUUGUUAAAACA
This is a messenger RNA of Corylus avellana, 945 nucleotides long. RefSeq names its product protein EARLY RESPONSIVE TO DEHYDRATION 15. The record is from RefSeq and is a predicted model, not a curated record. Lineage: Eukaryota; Viridiplantae; Streptophyta; Magnoliopsida; Fagales; Betulaceae.